Molecule: messenger RNA, 1965 nt
Organism: Sclerotinia borealis F-4128
Lineage: Eukaryota; Fungi; Ascomycota; Leotiomycetes; Helotiales; Sclerotiniaceae
Source: the annotation of a GenBank genome assembly
AUGGCUGCCGGCUUUUCCCAUCCAAGGGUUUCGAGGAAUCCGCAAAAUACACAAUUGAGUUACGAAUUACCACAUCGCGUUCAUACUACUAAAGUAUACCCUUUACCUUCUCCCAAUGGAUCGACGAUACUUUUACAAGGCAAUGAAAAUGGAGUAAAAAUUAUAUGGAGAGGCGGCAGAGCUUUCAAACCACCGCAGAAAACAGCCUCAAAGGCUGCACAAACUAAUGGAUCGAAAAAAACUGCUGUAAUAUCUCUUGAUUCGGACGAAGAUGAAGCUCCCAGCCCACCUUUCGAGGAUAAGCCGGAUUUCGAAGAUGACGAACAGGAGAUUGACCCGAGACGGCCAUACCCCAGCGUUCUGCAGACCUUAGAUUUACAAUUUGGAACCGAUGUCCUUCAUAUAAGCUUAUUGCCAAGCUCUAUACUCAGAGCGGAUGGCGCACCAUGGCGAGGAAUCGACUCUUUGAAACCAAAAAUCGUUUUCUCGGCAGCCUGCGCUGAUAAUACCAUUCGACUAAUCACACUGCCUCUCACACCGCCAUCUCCUCUGAGUAAGAACCGUAAUGAAUUCCGACUUACCCCUGCGAUAGCAAAUGUCGGAAACGGAAAAUGGGGAGAGACUAUGGUUAUUUUGACUGGCCAUAAAAAACCAUCUGAUGGAGUAUCCAUGACUGUUGAUUUCGAGGAGAAGCAAACUUCAACGAAAGACAAUUCAAAUUCUACAACAGAAACACAAAUCAUUAUAGCCUCGCAUUCAAAGGAGAUCACUGGUCUAUUACAGCUGUGGCGCGUGCCUCUACCAAUGCCAUCUUCAUCAACCAUGGUACCACCAUUCCAAUCGAUUCAUAUGCCUUCUCCAGCCGUCGGCAUUUCAUUCAACCCAUCACUUUCAGAACACCAUUCGAGUCAUUUGCUCGUCGCCGAUAACCUUGGCACUUGUCGAAUCUACAAUCACAAGCUCCUGGUGAAUCCGUCGGAAGAUCCUGAGAGCGCGAUCGCUGAACAGGGAUCCUGGCUAGUCUCUUUAUAUCCUGGAUUCAAAAGCAGCAAAACUGAUUCACAAUCGUCUCAAAAGAGUACGUACUCUGGGUUUGGCCGAAAGAUAAUCGUGGACGCAAAAUGGGUAUACAGCGGCAAGGCGAUUCUUGUACUGUUGAGUGAUGGAGAAUGGGGUGUGUGGGAUAUGAAUGGAGUAGGACCAGGCGCAAAAAGAGGUGUCCUUGGUCAGCAAUCUAUAAAAGGGGGUUCACGAUCAGCGUUCAACCUUACAGGUUAUGUUGAAGGUGCGACCAAAUCCAACUCAAAAACUUCCGGUCCUCCACAAAUCGCCCAAUCAAGGUUCGCCCCCAUGACUCCUGGAACCCGUAAAACAACCGAUCUAUUCAGCAAUAAAGUCCAGCCCACAGGUCCAAUCCGUGGAAGUAUAUCAGUACUCGAAGCCCCAUCCACAUCAUCUCAUCUAGCAUAUGAAGAAUCCAUACUCUUCUGGCUGGGCGAAUCUUUCACCUUCAUUCCCUCCCUCUCGAAAUACUGGUCCGCCAAUCCCCGCAAAGGCCAAACUUCAGCAAAUAUCUUCAACACCUCCCCAGGUUCCCGUCCCAUCAAGCUAGAGCACGUAGAUCUUCUCGGUGAACGUUGCACUGGUAUCGAACAAGCUCCUAAAUGUUCAACGUCACCACAUACUAGGACGGAUAUAUCAACCGAUAUAUUCAUAAUGGGUGAACACAGAUUUACGAUUUUCAUAGGCGGGGAGUCCGUAGCGCCGAAACAAAAUCGGAAGGCGUAUGCAUUACAAUUAGUACAGAGUAGAGAGGAUGAGGAUGAGGAUAUGACGAACAACAGAAUGAUAGGGGUAGGAAGUGGUGAUUUAGACGUGAAUGAUAUUGACAGGGCGUUAGCGAGGAUGGAGAACAAUGAGAUACCUGGUGGAGGGUUGUUGUUUAGUGGGGAAAAUAGGUCGUAG